AUGUCUCAACAAGAAUCUUCACCAUCAUCCUCUUCUAAUGAAUCAGCCACCAAUAAUUUAAAUCACUUAUCCCGAAUGAAUAUUACCUAUCAAAAUGUGCAAAUGGUAGAUAUUGAUAGUAUUUCUCGACCAGUCUUCCCGGAAUUGGAUCUGUGCAAAGUUGACUCACUCAUGAACACAAUUGAAACUGAUUAUGAUAAAGUACCACCACUGGAAGCAUUACGUUCUCCAUCUGGUAAACUCUAUGUAUUUGGAGGUUGUCACAGAUAUGAAGCUCAUCGUAGACUCGGAAAGAAUCAAAUCAAAUUGAAUAUCAGAGAUGCCACACCAAUGAUGUUGCAAAUGUAUUUGGGAGCAAGUUAUUUGGUGGAAGAGGAAAAUUAUAAGAAACAAUUACAAGAAAAACAACAAGAACAAGUGUAA
Naegleria gruberi is the source of this 423-nucleotide messenger RNA. RefSeq lists its product as uncharacterized. Gene Ontology annotation, cellular component: cytoplasm. The coding region runs from base 1 to 423 and encodes 140 amino acids. The record is from RefSeq and is a predicted model, not a curated record. Gene Ontology annotation, biological process: cellular response to oxidative stress. Gene Ontology annotation, molecular function: sulfiredoxin activity. NCBI's taxonomy places the organism in Eukaryota, Heterolobosea, Eutetramitea, Acrasida, Naegleriidae. The transcript has a single exon.